Molecule: messenger RNA, 471 nt
Organism: Nannochloropsis gaditana CCMP526
Product: degradation in endoplasmic reticulum der1-like protein
Exons: 3
Coding region: 1-471 (156 amino acids)
Source: RefSeq, a predicted model, not a curated record
AUGUCACGACGUGAGGGGGUGAGCUUGGCACUCUGCAGCCUUAUCCGCAGCAGAGGAGGGGCGAGAGCUGCGUCUGCAGCUAAGGAUAAGCAUCGGCUACAUAACGAUAGGGCAAACGACAAUGUGGUUGAGGAGGAAAAGGCUGAAAAUGAAGAGGAGGAAGAGGAGGAGGAAGAGGAGGAAGAGGAGGAAGAGGAGGAAGAGGAAGAGGAAGACGCGGAGGAGGAUGAGGAUGAUUAUGAUGAAGAAGGGGUAACUGAAGAAGAUUUUAAUGACGGAUCCUUCGCGUCGAAAUUGAAGAAGGAGUACAGGCGGACGCCGCCUGUGACCAAAGCGUAUCUGAUGGCAUCUCUGAGCGUGACGACCGCAGCCAUGCUCUUCAAUAAGAACCAGUGGCCCGAAUGGUUGCUCUUGGACUGGGCAAAAGUGGUAGGCCGCCUGCAGGUGAGAGAAAAGCAGGCUAUGGAGUGA